Messenger RNA from Triticum aestivum (bread wheat), 3311 nucleotides. RefSeq lists its product as uncharacterized. The coding region runs from base 1757 to 3028 and encodes 423 amino acids. NCBI's taxonomy places the organism in Eukaryota, Viridiplantae, Streptophyta, Magnoliopsida, Poales, Poaceae. The transcript is spliced from 14 exons. The record is from RefSeq and is a predicted model, not a curated record.
UCGGAAACCUCCUCCCCCCUCCCCCAUAUCAACGCAGUUCCCUUCCUUGUCUUGUACGAAGGAUCCCUUCUUGAGCAGAUCGAUCGUGGCCUGCCCUCCCUCCUGAGUCUCAUAGCUCGCCCUGCCGAUUCCACCAUUGAGGCUGAGGGCACCAGAGGCGUGUCUUGUUCAACAUCUGGGCGGUAAGCAGAUCAAUUCCCACACCUGAUUCAUAGAAACAUAAGGUAAAUUCUGGUAUGACUUGAAGAUUUUGCCUCCUCCCCCCCUUCUUGGUUCAGAUCUGUCCCUUCUAUCCUUUCUAAUUACUCUUCUCUUGAGUUAAUUCGAUAGUGCACACCAACUGUUUGAUAGUUGUCCUCUGUUAUUGGUUUAGAAUUUUGGGGAGCCUUCAGAUAGAGUUGGUUGCUUCUGGUAACUAUUGGGGUGUCAGGUGCGGACGCGUGCAAUAUUUCAAUCUUGUUCUGCACCAUUAUUACCUUGGUGACUUCAAUCUCUUCAUAGACUUUUCUUUAUGGAACUCCAAUUCUGAAUAUCAUGUUCUUGUUGGGUAGUAUAGUUGGGUUAGUUCUUAUGAGUAUCAGACCAUGAUCUGCGGCCCCCAAUAAUUUGAAUGUUGAUUUUUUAUGAAUACCAGAACAUGAUGUGCAGCAGCACAAUUAAUAGUCCAGUCUGGAAACGACACACUUGUUCUGAAAAUAAAUGUUAGUGACUUGAGAAUAACAUAUCAUCAGCCUAGCUAUAUUGGUUGUGCAUGAACCAAACCUCCUUAACAGAAAAGAGAAUGAACGUGGGUGUCCUUGAUCUUCUCAUCCUCUUACUAUCCGUGGAUAGUGUUAUACCUGAACAUGUGUGCCCCCUCCCCCUAGCAAACACCAACUUAAGCACCAUAUACCACAUCAAGUACAAUGUGGUCUGACUUAUUUUGUUGAUUGCAGGGGUAGUAAUUACUUGAUAAUAUGAUUGUUUGAGCUGAAAUCUGAAUUAAUCGUCUUCACAUCUAUUGGGAUGACUGUCAUAAGGUCGAGCAGGACCACAAAAUAUUGUCUUUUGCAAAAAUUAUUUAAACUUUUGGUCAUUUUAAUGUUGCAGCAGAUAUGUCACGGACAAGAAUUAACGUUGUUGAAUCUAAUGAAGAAUAUAUGAUGGAAGAACAGAUCGAACAUCAUAAUUCUGCUGCAAAAGAUGUCGAAUCAUCCGAUGUCCAUGAAAGAACUACUAAUGAUGAAGAAGGCUUCACAGAUUGUGAUGACGCUAGAGUGGAUGAAAACGAAGAUGCUGAAAAUGCAGAAACAAAAGAGCGUAAGAAGAGGAAGCUGAAAUACAUUUGGAACCUUCCAAAAGGGAAAAGGAUAAUGGUUCGCUAGAAUGAGAUAGAUCAGCCAAUUGGAAAAGAGGCUAAACAUCUUGGGGAUUUUCUUGGCUCAGUUGCAAGGAAUGGAUCAUUGUGUUGCUUGAGCUACAAGGACUGGAGAAUGCUAAAAACUAAAACAAAUGUAAAGGCUAUACUAGAUCAAGUGAAGAUGAGGUUCCUUUACCCUCCUCACAUGGAAAAAUAUAUAUUGAAGGUAAUUGGAGAUAGAUGGAGGCAACAUAAGUCCGAUCUGAAAGCAAUGUAUUUUGAAGAGAAAAAAGCACCGAAGCCAAUUACAAUAAUAAACCAAAAUCCGUGACUCCGGAUCAGUGGAGAUCUCUAGUUAAUCAUUGGACAACCCAGAAAGCGAAGGGGAUUAGUGCUACAAAUAGAAAUAAUUGUUCAAUGAGGAAGUCUACACAUACUAGUGGGACAAAAAGUUUCCCUCGUAAGAGGGAAGAAAUGAAAGAUGCAGAUCCUGAAAAGAAGUACCCUCAUAGGGCUCACUUGUUCAUGCACACGCACAAGCCAAAAACUUGCAAGAACAAAAUCAUUAAUGCUCAUGUGGAAGAGUUGAAAGAUAUUAUGGACAAGAACCCUGAAUUAGCAGAUAACAGCGGUGGAAAGACUGCAUGGAAAGGAGAUGCGUUGAACAAAUUAUUAGGGGAUGACAAGCCUGGCCAUGUACAUGGUUUGGGACUAGUUCCAAACCCAAAAAAACUUUUUGAUGUUUCCACUUCACGUGUAUUCCAGAAUACACAUUUUACUUCGGUGGAGGAUACACCAAAUGAAGAUAUGCUAGCUUUUAGAGUUGAAAUGGAAAAACUAUAUCAAGUAAAUAAAAAUCAGGAUGCUAAAGUUAUGGAACUAGACGAGAAGCUGAGAAGAAUGGAAAGACAACCAAAUCAGGAAAUUUCAGAUCCCAUGGCUACAAUUGGGCUUGAACCUUCGGUUGAUGGACACAACUCAAACAGAAAAAGAGUGCUUGCUCCUCCGGUUGAUGGACUCCAACUUGUUAAAAAACGAUCAAAUAAUUUACAGAACAAGCCAAGUGGAUCAAACAAUGCAAAUUUGCAACCAUCAAACAAGAAUUCUGUUUCAGAUAAGAACAAAGAAACUAUGGUUCAUAAUGGUGGCAGUGCACGACAACUAGAAAAAUGCUCUACUACACACAAGAAUGUUGUCCAGAACCAAGAAACUCCUCAUAAUUUCAGUGCUCAGCAAGGGGAAAUAAAUUCUGCUACACAUAAGAAUGUUGUUCAGAACAAAGAAACUUCUCUUGAGAAUGUUAGUGCAUGUCAGGGAGAUAAAAAUUCUGCUGCAAACAAACGGACCAAAAAAACAACAAAAGGUGCCAAUGCAAGCAGUAAGAGUGCUCAAAGUGGUUCGCUGAGCUGGUUGGGUGCCAGUGAAUUACCUGCAGGAACUAAAGUAUUCUUGAAGAGCCUGAAAAACCAUAACAAGGAUGUAGCUCUUGCUACAAUUGUAAGUUGUGAUCCAAACUUUAAACUUGAUGGUGAUGAAAUUAGGAAUGAAUUCUGGGCGGUGCAUGUUGAUAUGGCACUUGUGAAAACUGAAAAUUUGGUACGGAGUCGCAAAAACUGCACUACUCUCGGCAAUGCAGAAAAAACAAAGAUUGCAUGGCCCUCAACCUUUAUUCAAAAGAUAAAUGGAUGAGUAUAUGGGUGGGUGGCAAGUGUACUGCAAUGAUGAUGUUGAUAUUCUGCUUCAUGAUGGCGACGAUGAUGGAUGCUUUCAGUUUUAGUUAUGUUCUCGGGAUGAUGUUCCUGUUGGAUGUUGUUCCUCGAUUAAGUUUUAGUUAAGUUGUUGGGAAGUUGAAUGCUUUAGUUUAAGUUUCACUGUCAAGAAAGUAGUUAGAUUAUGCAUCACGUUUGGAUGAUGUUUCUCUUGUAAUAUCCACUAUUGUAAUCCAACAAUUUUAUCUCAUAUAUGAUAUAUG